GAUUACUGAGACGCAUCAGGACACGCACACAUACAACAUUAUCACCCUUUGAACUUUGGUAAAAUAAGUUUGAACUUGUGAAAGGUUUACAAAAGUAUAUCCACUUCCACUGAGCUGACAGUCAUUCACUAUUUUUAGGUGUCUUUUAUCAUUUCCCUUUUAUAGACCUCCCUCCCUCUGUCUGUCACUCCUCCCUCCAUCAUCUCCUCAUGAGGACAGGGAGACAGGGGACAGUUUUCCUGCUGGUGUUGGAGGGGUGGCAGAGCCCAGACUGGAUCAGCAGCCAUGGAUGACGUGUAUAAAGCAGCGGUAGAGAACCUGACCGAGGAGCAGAAAAAUGAGUUCAAGGCUGCCUUUGACAUCUUCAUCCAGGAUGCUGAGGAUGGCUGUAUCAGCACCAAAGAGCUGGGGAAGGUGAUGAGGAUGCUGGGACAAAACCCAACCCCUGAGGAGUUGCAAGAGAUGAUAGAUGAGGUGGAUGAGGACGGCAGCGGCACGGUUGACUUUGAUGAAUUCUUGGUGAUGAUGGUCCGCUGCAUGAAGGAGGAGAGCAAAGGAAAAUCAGAGGAAGAGUUGGCUGAACUUUUCCGCAUGUUUGAUAAAAAUGGAGAUGGUUACAUAGACUUGGAUGAGUUGAAAGGCAUGCUGGAGUCCACCGGAGAGCCCAUCACUGAAGACGACAUCGAGGAGCUGAUGAAAGAUGGAGACAAAAACAACGAUGGCAAAAUAGACUAUGAUGAGUUUCUGGAGUUCAUGAAAGGUGUUGAAUGAAUUCCACUGGAGGGUUUCACUUUGCAAUGCCACCAAAGUCCAUUCCUGAAGAAAUGUCUCCACCAUUUUUGUACAAGUACCUUCAUUUCUGAUAAUUAUGAACAAGAUGUUAUGUGAAUAAACUGAAUAUGAAUAAAGGUACUUCUAA
Molecule: messenger RNA, 919 nt
Organism: Austrofundulus limnaeus
Lineage: Eukaryota; Metazoa; Chordata; Actinopteri; Cyprinodontiformes; Rivulidae
Product: troponin C, slow skeletal and cardiac muscles
Exons: 6
Coding region: 286-771 (161 amino acids)
Cellular component (GO): myosin II complex
Molecular function (GO): calcium ion binding
Source: RefSeq, a predicted model, not a curated record